GGAGGAGGAGGAGAUGGAGGAAGAAGGAUGCGCCCAAGGCGGGGGCCCGGGCUCCCCCCCCAGCUCCCGCGGCUGGGGGGCAGGUGUCGGCUCUGGUGAGGAGCACGUCCUAGAUCUGGAGAGUCUGGCCGGUCCUGGGAGGGGUGCGGAUAUUUGAGUCACCCUCCCUGGCUUCCUCAGAUUUUAAGUCGAGACCUAGGGUUGGCCGCGGGAGCCCUUCCCAGCGAGAGAGGGGGCGGAUCGUUCCCAGGGAGCUGGGGAGAGGCUGGUCCAGAAAGGACUCUCGUGACCCUACCCCAUGGCCCAGAGAUUCCCCACGGCUGCCAGAUCCCAAAAGGUGGCAGCAAGAGGAGACGCUGAAACUCCAGAUCGGGACACCUGGGAGCCGCUGGAUUUAUUUUAGAGCCUCCACCCGUAGCUGCUUUAAAACGGAGAAGAAGCUGCCGGACACUCCGGCCCCUCUCAGGUUCUCUCCCGCAUUGCUGCUGAUCCUCAGCUCGUCACCCCGGAGCAGGAAGGCCCUGUGCUGGGCUGGCUUCCCUGGGGAGAGCCCAACCGCUAGGAACCAAAGAAGCCAAUCCCAAUUGAGAGUGGGGAGGAGAGCACGCUGCUCUUCUGAUCUCUGGACCUGAUUUUUUUUUCUUUUUUUUUUUUACUUCCCUAGCGGUUGGUGCCUUAGUUUUAUGGGGGUUUCUUCUCCCUCCCCACAAUUGUUCCUCCCGCUCUUGGCUUCGGUGCUUGAUGGGGCUGCCCGUCGGAGGGGCGGUCUUCGCGGCGGCGAGCAGGAGCGAAGAAAUACAAGGGGGAAUCCCUCGGUGCGGGAGGCGAUCCUGCCCUCGGCCGCUAGCCCAGGGCUGCUUCUCUUAGCCGUCUCCCGCUGAGACUUUCCCUACCUAGUCGAACGAACGGAGCGAGUUCCCCUGCCAUGUCCUCCAAGCCCGAGCCUAAGGACGGCCGCCAGCAGAGCGAGAGCAUCCCGCCCACCCCCUUCUCUCCGGCCGACGGCCCCGACCGGGAGCCGACAGCGGGGCCCUCCGAGCUCCCGGGGCCGGCUGGGGAGCCCGGGGAGGAGGUGGUGGUGGCGGAGUCGCGAGCCAACGCCAAGGGGCUGCGGGAGGAGGACGCGCUCCUGGAAAACGGCAGCCAGAGCAACGAGAGCGACGACACCAGCGCCGACCCGGGGCCCGAGGCCGCCUCCCCGCUCAAGGAGACCUCCUUCUCCAUCGGCCUCCAGGUGCUGUUCCCCUUCCUGUUGGCAGGGUUCGGGACCGUCGCCGCGGGCAUGGUGCUGGACAUCGUGCAGCACUGGGACGUUUUCAAGGACGUGACCGAGGUCUUCAUCCUCGUGCCUGCGCUGCUGGGCCUGAAGGGGAACUUAGAGAUGACCCUGGCAUCGCGGCUCUCGACAGCUGCAAACAUCGGGCAAAUGGACACCCCCAAGGAGCUGUGGCGGAUGAUAACGGGGAACAUGGCGCUCAUUCAGGUGCAGGCCACGGUGGUGGGAUUCCUAGCAUCCAUCGCGGCCGUCAUCUUCGGCUGGAUCCCGGACGGCCACUUCAGCGUCGGUCACGCCAUCCUGCUGUGCGCCAGCAGUGUGGCCACUGCCUUCAUCGCUUCCCUGAUCCUGGGCAUGAUCAUGAUCGGAGUCAUCAUCGGCUCCCGGAAAAUUGGCAUCAACCCAGACAAUGUCGCCACCCCCAUCGCUGCCAGCCUGGGGGACCUCAUUACCCUGGCUCUCCUCUCGGGCAUCAGCUGGGGCCUCUAUCUGGAACUCAAAGGCCGGCCCUACGUCAACCCUUUGGUGUGUGCUUUCUUCGUGGCGCUGUUGCCCAUCUGGAUUGUCCUCGCCAAGCGCAGCCCUGGCACGCGGGAGGUGUUGUACUCGGGCUGGGAGCCGGUGAUCAUCGCCAUGGCCAUCAGCAGCGUGGGUGGCCUGAUCCUGGACAAGACGGUCUCAGACCCCAACUUUGCCGGCAUGGCUGUCUUCACACCGGUGAUCAAUGGCGUCGGGGGCAAUCUGGUGGCAGUGCAAGCCAGCCGCAUCUCUACCUACCUGCACAUGAACGGGAUUCCGGGAGAAAGCUCGGAGCCCGGGCCGCGCCGCUGCCCCAGCCCCUGUACCACCUUCUUCAGCUCUGAUGUGAACUCCCGCUCCGCCCGCGUUCUGUUCCUGCUGGUCGUGCCUGGGCACCUGGUGUUCCUCUACACCAUCAGCUGCAUGCAGGGUGGGCACACCACCCUCACCCUCAUCUUCAUCAUCUUCUACAUGACGGCUGCGCUACUCCAGGUGCUGAUCCUCUUGUACAUCGCAGACUGGAUGGUGCACUGGAUGUGGGGCCGGGGCCUGGACCCCGACAAUUUCUCUAUCCCGUACUUGACGGCGCUGGGCGACCUGCUGGGCACCGGUCUCCUGGCCCUCAGCUUCCACAUCCUCUGGCUCAUCGGAGACCGGGACACUGACGUCGGGGACUAGCUUAGCCUGCUCCUCGGCUCUCCUGGUGUCUUGUCUCGUCCCACUCCAACCCUCCCACUCUCCCUCUCCCUCCCUCAACUUCACUCCGAUACCGAAUCCUCAUUAUUUUCAAUGGGGAUUUUUAUAUGGCAAGCCGCCUCCCUACAGACAUGGUUGGAAGAUGGAUAGAAGAAGAGAAACUAAAGCCCAUGUCAAGUCUAAGACAAUCACCAAGUGCAAUUUUCCUGACUGGGGGCUCCAUCCCGUGUGGGUCAGGAUCCUAUCCACUCCUGAAGGACCCGGGGAUUUGAGGGGCAGAAUCCGUGUCUCGUGGCCCCACUCCCGGUGGGCGCUGAUGCUAAUGUAACCCCUUUGUGGAAUCUGGUUUUGAAGGGGGGCCUUCCCCAUCCCUCUCUGUAUGCUUGUCCUUAAGGUCAGUGGCCGCCCUCACUGAGGGGUGGAGCCUGGGGAGGUGGAGAAAGGUGGGGGGGAAGAGUGGGAGGAUUAAACUACUACCUCCUUCCUUCUUCCCACCUCCCCGCUUUCCCCUUCCCUCUCCCCGACCCUUCCCUUAGGUUGACCCUGCUUUACUAUCAGUCUGGAAUCACAUCUUUCAAGUGCCAUUGACUUUCCCCAGUCCCUCGUCUUCCCCUCCGCGAGCUCUUGGGAGCUUCUGACAGCGAGUAAAAACAUGUUUCUCUACCUUUCUCCCUUUCCCCCGCCCCCUCCUCCUCCUCCUCCUCCUCCCUCACCUCCCCUGCCAACUGGUGGCUGCUGAGUCUUGUCAUGGCCACAUACCGGGACCAACAAGCCCGAGGGUCCAGAAAGACGGGCUCAGUGGGGGAGGCCCCUCAGAUGUGAAGUGGACCCUGCUCCGGUGGGAGCUUUCACUCCUCUCCCCAUCCCACCUCUUCCGCCCUCCCACAACCUCAUCCCAGGAGGCUUGGGCCGCCCAGGGAGCCGUCUGGGUCAGGCUGAGCUGAGGCCCUGAGGAUGAAAGAGAAGUCUCGCUGGAGCGUAGCAGGGAGAACCACCACCAAGACCCAUGGGAAAGAUGAAGUAAGGCCAUCUGGACUCCCGAGUUGUUCCUCAAAACAGAUCAUGUCCUCUUAUUGACGGGUGGAGGCCGGAGAGGGGUAGGGUUAUACUCCUCCUCUUCAUGCCAGGCCGAGGAGCUGACAUGCAGCCCGCCUCUUCUAUCAGGUCGGGGCUCCUCACUCUCCCUGGCCCGAGUCAUUUGGGAAUGUGGUUGGCAUUUCCAUCACGCAAGCAAGGUCCCUUUUGACCUUGCCCUUUGGCACUUCCUCAUUGUGGAUUCACUUUCUAGAAUUAUCAGCGUCCCAAUGCCAAGUUUCCCCUCUAGCACGUGGAUCCUGGCCCGCUCCCCUUUCUCUAGCCAGCGUCACCCCGCCCCCCUCCAGCCGCAGCUUUGGCCCUCAGCCUCCUAGGCCGGGCCCCACACUCUAAGCCGGGCUGGGAGCCCUAGGAAACAGGAGAGGGUGGCACAAGGGCCCCACAUGGACCCACAGGCCAGAACUAAGUGAAAGCUCCAUGGUGGGGGUGGAUUUGGCCCAGCUCCCCCACCCCCAGCCACAGUUGGGAAGGCGGGGAGUCACUCCCACCCCCCUGCCCAAGGAGAUGAGACCCCCACUGAGGCCUGGUGCAAUCCCAGCCCUCUUCAGACUUUUCUCCUACCUCUCCAGCCCCCUUCAGACUGCCUUCAUCCAGGGAACUGGCGCUAAAUUCUAGCCUGGGCAGGGGCCAAUAUUUGAAGCCCCACAGCGGGGACACCAGCAAGAGCAGAAUUCCCCCUCCGCGCCUCUAUCCCAAUCUCCUCCCGUGCUUCCUCCCCGCUUCCUGUCCCCACCCUGUGCAGAUGAAGGGAGCUGGGAAGAGGGCAUCCCCACCCGAGCCCCUGGGCAUGGGGCUGAGGGUCUCUGGCCCGGCGCCUGUGAGGCUGUUACUUCUCCUGAGCUGCUUGGAGGAGCUGUCCAGGUGAGCCGGUAGGAAGAGGAAAGAAUCGAAAAUGCAGUGGAACCGACUUUUGAUUUUGAUUUUUUUUUCCCCCAGAUUGGACAAACUGCAUGUAAUAUAGGUCAGGAGCAAGGAGCAAGAUGGUUUACUCUUUGUAUUCUUUAAGAAAAGAACUGUCUUUAAAGAAUUAUUUAUAGUUGCUGUAACUGAAUUGACAAUUGUCAACCUGAUUGAUAAAUUAUAUUUGGUAAAAUAAAGAUGUCAUUUAUUUA
This is a messenger RNA of Tachyglossus aculeatus (Australian echidna), 4698 nucleotides long. It is a transcript of the gene SLC41A1, whose product is annotated as solute carrier family 41 member 1. The record is from RefSeq and is a predicted model, not a curated record. Gene Ontology annotation, molecular function: monoatomic cation transmembrane transporter activity. NCBI's taxonomy places the organism in Eukaryota, Metazoa, Chordata, Mammalia, Monotremata, Tachyglossidae. Gene Ontology annotation, biological process: monoatomic cation transport. The transcript has 11 exons. Gene Ontology annotation, cellular component: plasma membrane. The coding region runs from base 926 to 2473 and encodes 515 amino acids.